CCAUUCAAGAUUUCACAUGCUGUAACACUGCCACAAUCCAAAGAUCCACAAGUUUGAACUCUUCGUACUCUUUGAACUCUUCGCUUGCGUACUGGGAAUCAUGUCUCUGGAAGUCAAGGAAAAGACAGAGGUGCGAUUGGUGUUCAUGGGAGCGGCAGGUGUUGGAAAAACAGCCCUGAUUAAACGUUUCCUACAAGACAGCUUUGAGCCCAAACAUCGGCGCACAGUGGAGGAGCUCCACAGCAAGGAGUAUGAGGUGGCUGGAGUCAAAGUGACCAUUCACAUCAUGGACACGAGCGGAAGCUACUCCUUCCCAGCCAUGCGGAAGCUCUCCAUCCAGACUGGAGACGCCUUCGCCCUGGUCUACUCCGUGGAUGACCCCGAAUCGCUAGAAGCCGUCAAGAGCCUGCGCGAGGAAAUCCUGGAGGUCAAGGAGGACAAGUUCACACCCAUUGUAGUGGUGGGCAACAAGACAGACAGACUGCAUGAUCGAAGGGUGUCCACGGACGACGUGCUGGCGAAGGUGGAGCUGGACUGGAACAACUGCUUCCUGGAGGCCUCGGCAAAAGAAAACGAAAACGUGAUGGAGGUGUUUAAGGAGCUGCUCCAGCAAGCCAACCUCCCCAGCCGCCUCAGCCCGGCUUUGCGUCGUCGCAGAGAGACCUUUCCAAAGGACACAGGUCUACGGCCGCCUAUGAAUAAGACCAACAGCUGUUCAGUCUCCUAAAGCCGGCAAGAAAGAGACAAUUGAGAACGGCAAGGGUUGAGAUACUUCUCAUUGCAAAGCAAUGAUGUGGAAGGCUCUUUUAAAGCACACAAAGAUGCUUCUGUUACAUAGUGAAACUUCCCAUAAUCCUGCUCCAAAAUCAGCAUCCUCCGCAGUGAUGAAAGGAAAAGAGACAACGAUUUCAGACAAAGGGGAGAAUGAUCAAAAGACAAUGAACUGUUGCAUUUGUGCAAAGAAUCUUGAAUGUUUUGACAGUGAUAUUGAGUUCCUGAAGUUGAGUUGUGUAUUCUGUGUACAUCAACAUUUAAUCAUGUAUAUGUUACAAUAUUCUUACUUUAAUGCUUCAGCAUUGCAAUAUUGCAAUGUCGUAAAUGUUUACUGACAUAAUUUGACUGUAUGGCAUUCAUUGGUUUACAAAUCAUGACACCAACUAUUAAAGUCAUUGUCUAUUGUUCAGUUGCAUACCGUCAGAAUCUGUGCUUGACACUUUGAACAUGCACUUUUACUCUGUCGGAAACUCAUACAAUGCACUGAUUUCUUUCUUUUUUUGUCUUUUUUUGUGUAACUUGAUUUUUCUCUCUGUCUUCUUUUUUAUGUAACUUGUAAAUGAAAAAUAAAUUACUAAUUACACCUCAAAGGGUUCUGGCAGCAAUUAUGUUGAGAGAAUUUAAAAAUGUGUCAAAGCACAAUGCAAAAAAAAAAAAAAAAAAAGAUCUUUUUUCUAUCUAUAUAUAAGAAUUAGUGUU
This is a messenger RNA of Megalobrama amblycephala (Wuchang bream), 1473 nucleotides long. It is a transcript of the gene rasd4, whose product is annotated as rasd family member 4. Gene Ontology annotation, molecular function: GTP binding; GTPase activity. The coding region runs from base 101 to 727 and encodes 208 amino acids. Lineage: Eukaryota; Metazoa; Chordata; Actinopteri; Cypriniformes; Xenocyprididae. The transcript has a single exon. The record is from RefSeq and is a predicted model, not a curated record.